Cinara cedri is the source of this 10033-nucleotide messenger RNA. The record is from the annotation of a GenBank genome assembly. Lineage: Eukaryota; Metazoa; Arthropoda; Insecta; Hemiptera; Aphididae.
AUCGUGACAACUAAUGGCUUAAUUCCGGAAAAGGUAAUUAUUAUGCAUUUACGCUUGCGGAGUACCGAGCUACAAAUAUUUCACGUGAUUUUACCUAUAACCAGGUACAUAACUAAGGAGUGGCCUGUGAUGGCCCGGCAACCCAAAAUAUUUACAUUGUUAAAACAGCAUCAUCGCUUAACCCAGAAUCUAAAAUUGUAUUAUAAACGAUGUAAACAUAUUUAUAAAUUACAUUAGUGUAUAUAGUGGUGACUGAGGGGGAAGUAAAUGUUGGUGAAAAUUAGGCCAUUGUGUAAACCUACAACUAAUUAUAAUAUAAUAAAUAAAUUGGCCUUUUUUUUCGUAGCUUUUUAUUUUCGUGAAUUUUUUUCCAACAUUCGCUUGCUUAUAAGGCUUGCUUACGCCCUAAGGCCAUAAGGACAAUCUCCCCCCCUCUGAAAUUUUUCCAAAAGUAUUAUUUAUUAUUUUCAAGAAAAAUACUAAUUAUGGUUGUAACAAAAUUAAUAUAUGAUUUAGUUUAAAUUUCCUUCUGAAAAUUUGGUCCAGCUACAACCAUGCCUGUGGAUAUAAUCAAUCAUGAAUCAACCAGUGGCGGCUCGCGCUUAGGUGCGAAUAUAUGCCGGUUGAUUACAUUAAAUUUUACAGUAAAUUUUAAAGUAAAUUGCAAAUUGCAGUUGUAAUUAUUAAAGUAGGUUAUAGGUAAUAACUAAUAAUAAAAAAUAAAAUAAUAAAAUAAAAACAAAAAUUAUUAAAAUGGUUAGGUAUUACUCGUUAAUAAAUAUAGUAAAUAAUACCUAAUCAUUAUUAUUUGUUAUUGUGCGUAGGUUUCUGUUGCUAUCUGGUUUUAAUUUGUAAUACUUUUGCAAUUUAACUCUGAACCAUCCAAAACCCAAUGAUUUGAAUUAAUUUAAUUAAGUAUCUAUCUAUCAAUAAACAACAGUGUAAAUAAUAAAUAUUCUAAGUAAUCAUUAGACCAAAGUAAUUUAUUGAAUAGGUACAGUGUUCUAUUAUUUAAACAUAUUUUUACACAUAGGUACACCCGAAAAACGCGUACCUAUACAUUAUUUAGCGUGCAAUGGAAAUACAUAUUGACCUUGGUUUUAGAAUGACAAAACUAACAUUAAAUUGUGCUCUUUCGUGAAAUUAGUCAAAUAAAUUGACGCAAAUCUGUUUUGAAAAAUCCUGGAGAGCACAAUAUGGGUAUCAAGACGUUGCAGACGAUUUAAAUAGAUACGAAUAUUAACGCGAACCAGGACCAUAAAAUUAUCCAAGUUGGUGUGUAAAUAUUAUAAAUUAUUAUUUUAGUCGAUUCAUCGGUAGAAUACAUUUUAAUCAUUUGGUUUAUUAAUGGUCAGAGACUAGAGUGGUGUUUAAAAAUCAAGGCCACAGAUAUGUUUUGCGAUAACAUUUUAUUCAUCAUAUUUUUAUGAAUAUGAUUUGCGUUUCAUAUAAUUUCGUAUGGUCACCACUUGACAAAAAAUUAUUAAAACCUAUGUCGUUGAAUUUAUUGAUUAUUGUGUAGUGAACGGUGAUAACCGCCCACAGCCGUUUUUAUCACAUUAUCUUAUCACACUCUAUGAAUAUUACGAAUUGAAAUCCUAGUAAUUAUUGUCAACUAUUUUGCAAAAUGUGAACAAUACGUCGAUAUUCUAUAACAAUUAUUGAAAUUCGCGAACCGGUGGGGUAAACUGACACCGAUCGUCUUUCUUUCUAUGCGUUGUGUGUCUACUUAUGUAUAAUUUUUUUUUUUUUAAAUAAUUCUUAUAAUAAUUUGCCAUAACGAAUAAAACAAAUUCAAUGUAGUCACCGAGUGGUAAGGAACAAUUCCAUAUUGGUUUAAGGUUCAAUAAUCGUCAUUUGAAAUGAAGUCGCCACAGAAUAUUUUACUGUUUAUUCUUCUGAUUUUUAUGCUUUGUCGAGGGCAUUACAGCAGCGUGCGUAAUCGCAAGGAUUUAUGUCCUAAGAUCUAUCCAUGGGUGUUUGUUGGCUAUAGACCACUAAGUAAAUAAUUAUUGUUUAUUUUAAUUUUGUACACCUUUCUAUCUGAAUUAACUGAUGUCUAUUGUAUUAUUUUAGGUAAAGAAGAUGCUGGGAUAUAUGAAAAAAUUCCAAAUGUUACAUUUGAUGGAUGUAUUGAAAAAUGUUGUGAAUCUGAUGGUUGUAACAUAGUUUUCAUGCACAGAAAUGAUUGUUAUACGGUACUUGUAUAUGAUAUUUAAACAAUUAUAUAAUAUAUAUUUGUAUCAGUGAAUACUGUGUACAUUGUACAGAUUGAAUAUUUAGUUAUUUAAUAAAUUAUUUUUACUGACUUACUAUAUAGGAAGUCAUUUGCUCAGCAGUUUUAUAUAGAUAUCUAUAUUAUAUAUAAUUAUUAUUGGAUCAACAUUUUAUUAUUUUAUUUAAAUGGUAUUUAAAUUUAGAAGUGUGAACCUAAUGAAUAGUAAUUGGGAAUCAUUUUUUAAUACGAUCACUGAUUAUACAUUAACAAACUUUAAAAUUAAAAAUCUUAUUCCAUUAUUUUUUGAGAUCUUUUAUUAUAAAAUAUAAUAUAAGUAUCUACCUACUUGCUAUUUACCUUUGCAUUUAGUUUAAAAAGUAUAAAAGUAUUCAUAAAUAUAAAAAAUCUUUGGUUCUGAGUUAAUAAUAAAGUAUUACUGUAGUCUAGAUAAUAUUUUUAUCAUAUUAAUUUAUUUUAUUUUUGUGAAUAAGAUUUUAAAAUCAAAACUGGUGAAUUACUGAUUAGUAGUAUCUAGUUAGGUUACAUGUUAGAUUAAUUGGAGGUAUGUUCAAGUGGUAUAAGCUUAUGAAAUAUGUAUUUACAUUGUGUAUAGAUUAUAACUAUGUGGUUCUUUUUAAUAAAAAUAUUUGUAUUUACCCAUUACAUAUUUAAGGAAAUAUAAAGUUGUAUAUUUAAUACUACUAUUGUCUGUUUAUGAGUAGCACAUAUAUAUUUAUAGAACUAUUAAAUAUUCAAAGCCAAACAAUAAUAAAAUAAUUUUAAUGAAUAUUGUAUUUUGGGUUUUAGUUUUUUAAUAAUUUAAUAAUUUCAUAAUAUAUACAGUAUUUAAUACAGUCUACAAUUUACCAUUAUUUCAUAUAAAUAUUGUGAUUUCAUUUAAAUUACCCAAAACUUAAGUACAUAAACUGGGUAAAUAAACCGACUGUUAUGUUGUAUUAUUCAACUUAUAGUGUUCCAAAUAAAUCAUAAUUUAUUUUAUUAAUAUUAAAAAUGAGUAAUAUAUUAUGUUUAUUCAUAUUAGCUUGCAUGUAAAACAAAUGAUGAUUGUGUACCAGUUUAUGCUAAAGAACACAUGUCAGUUUUUGACUUUAAAAUGAUUUUGGUAGCUCCAGUUUUACCUGCUAAAUAUUGGAAUGAUGUAUUAGAUGGAGGAAGUUUAACUGAGCCAGAGUAAAUAUUAUUGAUUAGAUUUUAUUUUUAGAUAAAUUACAUUGUUCUUAAUAAUGCAAAUUUAUAUUAAAUUAUAUGUUUAGAGAUCCUAAAGAAGAAAAAGUAUACUCAUUAGAUAAAAUCUGUGAAUCAAACAAUGAUUGUACAGAUAAUGAAUUUUGUGAUUCCCAAAUUGGUAUUUGCGUUUGUAUCAAUGGUUUUCAGUUAGAUGAUACUAAAAAAUUUUGUUCACCGAAUACUGGCAGUAUGGGAUUAUUAGGAUUAAACAUUUCCAGCUAUGAUGUAGAUGAGUUAAAUAAUGUUAUCCCAGAUCAACAACAACAACUUCAACAACAGCAAUUACAAAUGGACACUUUCAAAAAAGUAACAUUUAAAUGACUAUUUAAUAUUAGAUAUUCUAAUAUUACUAUUCUUAAAUUAUUUUAAAUUUUAGGUAUUAGUUGAAAGUGAAUCUCAAAAGCCACCAGAAAUUAAACAUUUAGUUGUCUCAGUUUUAUCUAAAGUGUUAAGAUUGCCAGAAAAUGAAGCUACGCUUUCAGCGUAUACUGUGCCAGCAGACGACACAGGUAUUUAAUAACUUAUUUUUUAUUAUUCCUUUUUAAAAUUAUUAUUAUUAUAGUUUAAUUUGAUUUAGGUCAUAGUUAUCAAUAUGAAUGGUCAUUGAUUUCAAAAACUCAAGGAUCUGGACAAACUGUAUCAAUGAAUGAUCAAAAUGGAAGUUCAUUAAAACUUUCUAAUUUAGUUGAAGGUCUUUAUAUGUUCAAAGUGACUGUUACUGGCACUGGUGCUUUUGGAGAAACACAAGCUAAUGUUACAGUAUUACCACGUAAUAUUUACAAAUAUAUUUCAAUAAUUUUAUGAUUGUAUUAAUAAUUGUUUAUUUUAAAGCACAAAGAAUUAACACACCGCCAAAAGCUGUAAUAUUACCAUCAUCCUUAGUGGUAAAAUUGCCUAAUACAGUAGCUGUACUGGAUGGUUCAAGUAGUCGUGAUGAUACUGGUAUUAUACAUUGGCGUUGGGAACUACAAAAAGGUCAAUUAGGAUAUAGACCUCAUUUACCGCCUGAUACUCCAACAUUACAAUUGAAUGAUCUUCAAAUACCAGGAAACUAUACAUUCAAGUAACUAUUUAAUUCAAAUCUAAAAUGCCUUGAAAUAAAAUAAAUAAAUUUUGUUUAUUAUUUUAUUUCAAGGCAUUUUAGAUUUGAAGUAUAGCGAUAUAUUUAUUGAUUUUACUAAGAUGUGUAUAUUUUUAAAUCUUCUAUUUUUUCUUUCUGUGGAAAACAUUUCUACUAAAAAUCUUGCUCCGUUGUAUCAAGUGUAGUAUCUUUUCUGAAAGAAAAUUUUAUCUAGUCAACCCAUUAGCGAGGUUAUUUUUAAAAUUUACAAUGGGUUUUAAUAAUAAUUUGUAAAUGAUUUGUAGAGACUUGAAAUUUUGAUGAAAAUUGUAAAUAUUAUAGCCUUUUAAAACAUCUAUAGUCAAACUUCUCUCCGAAUUGUUUUUUGUUAACAUUGGUUUAUCAUUGCUUACAUAUAUAAAUUAAAUAACUUUAUGUAUUCUACUUUUCCAACUUCCUACAAUGGCACACCCAUCCCCAGUAUCAGCUCUUUUUAAUAAUUUGUAUUUUAGUUUGAAAAGUUAAAAUUUUAUAAGAAUAUUUAGAGAAUAUUUAUUUUAAUAAUAAAUAAAUAUAUUAAUUUUUAAGGUUGACUGUUAUGGAUGCAUGGAAUGCCACUGACUCAACUACAGCUAAUAUUACUGUUAUGCGUGUUCCGGAUUAUCCACCAGAGGCAAAUGCUGGUCAAGAUAUGGUAGUUUAUUUACCAGUAAAAAAUGUUACUUUAAAUGGAAGUUUAAGCACAGAUGAUCAUGGUAUUGUAGCAUGGGAAUGGACAAAGAGUUCUUCAGAUCAAAACAAAGCUGUUGACAUUCAAGUAAAUAUAUUUUAGUUUUUACUUGUGAUAAAACAAUAUUCAAUUAUAUUUAUUUGAAUUAUCCAUUAGGAUACCCGUACGCCGUAUCCUAGGUUAUCUAAUUUAGAAGAAGGGUUGUAUACAUUUGUAUUGAAAGUUACUGAUAAUGCAAACCAAACAUCAAGUCCAUCAGAAGUACAUGUCUUUGUCAAACCACCAACUAAUAAACCGCCUAUAGGUAUUUUUAUUUAUAUUUAUAAUAAUUUAUACGAAACUAAAUUAUUUUGUUUGCUUUAGCUGUUGCUGGUAAAAAUGUCACAUUAUCAUUGCCUCAGACAUGGGCAUUGCUAGAUGGUUCAAAAAGUAGUGAUGAUAUUGGAAUUGAAAAAUGGAAGUGGUACCAAAUUAGGUAAGGAAACAUCUUUUUACAUAUAUCAUUUACGGUAUAUUUAAAUUUGUUCAUAUAGUGGCCCUUCAAAUGUACACUUUAAUAACAAUAAUGCGUCUAGAACAAAUGUUACUGAGUUAACCAAAGGCAUUUAUGUAAUUGGAUUAAUUGUCACUGAUGGAAAUGGAAAUAAUGCAUCUGAUAUUAUUAAAAUAACAGUGUAUCAAAGUAAGUAAAUAUUUUAUACAAAUUUAAAAAAAAAAUACCUUUGUUGUAGUUUAAAAAUAGUUAUUUCAACCUAAAUAAUUUUUUUUUAUAAAAUGUUUUAAAAGAUCAUAUUAAAACUGUAAUUUUAGCAAGUAAUCCUAGCAAAUUUGUGAUCAUGCAAGACAGUUAGUUUUGUGUUGUUAAUUUAUUAUAUAAGUGAAUUGACUUAUUAUACAAUUUAAAAUUAGAACAUUAUUUGUGUCAAGUUUUUGCUAUUUUUUCCAAUAUUUUAAUUUUUAAUUAAGAUGAGUAUGUGAAAUAUCACAAUUUUAUUAUGUUACUUGAAAAUUAAAAUAUUGAAACAUAUCCCUUAAAAUAUUGAUGUUCAAAUAAUAUUAAAUUUCAUAAAAGGUCAAUUCACUUUAAUGUUAAAACUAGUAGUACAAAGCUGUCCCAAGUGAACACAAAUUUGGUAUGCUAUAUAUUUUUAAGAUUAAGACAGCACAUGUAUGUAUAGCAACUCUAAAGUUGAAAAUAAUUACCAUAUUAAUAUAUUGAUUAUUCCUAUAAAUAGUUCAUAUACUUUAAAAAUAUUCUGGCAUUAUGAUUUUAUCUUCUUACUUUUAUUACAUUUUAUUAUACAUUUCAGAUAAAAAUACUCCACCAAAAGCUAAUGCUGGUGGAGAUAAGACUGUUGUAUUACCAGUUAGUGCUAUUGUUCUAAAUGGUUCAUUGUCAUGGGAUGAUUUAGCUAUUGUCAAAUGGGAUUGGAUUCGUGAACCUAAUUCUUUAGCUGCUGGAAAUAUAAUUUUAAAUUCAGAUCAUUCUCCAGUUUUAAUUGUAUGUAUAAGUAUUAUAUAUUCAAUUUUUAAAUCGAAACUUAACAAUUUUUUUUUGAUUCAGGUAACAAACAUAGUAGAAGGGAGGUACGUAUUUCGUUUAAAAGUUACCGAUGAUCAAGGAGCUUCUAGUGAGGACACAGUAUCAGUUAAUGUUAAACCCGGUAAAAUGAAUUUAUUAUUAUUAUUUAUUUAUAAUUAGAUAAAAAUAGACUUAUAAAAUUAUAAUUCAUUUUUAGAUCCAAUUGCAAAGUCCAUUGUGAGUUUGACUCUGUAUAUUGAAGCGAGCCGUUUAACUCAAAAUCAAGCUGAUGAAGUAAUUUUAAAAUUGAGAAUGUUAUUACCAACUGGUAGUCAAUUGAAGGUUAGAAAGUGGACAGAAGAACAAAAUUCUAAGCGAGCACAAUUGCAUUUCUUUGUCGAUGACAAUAAAAAUAAAACACUCCCUGGACCAAAUGUGGUUUCGAUGUUAAAAGCGAAACUCAAACAGGAUUCUUCGCUUUUACAACUAUCAGUUGACAAUAUUCAAACUACAGUUUGUCAAAAUAAUUGUUCAGGUUUGUAUUUAAAUCAUGUUAUUUUUAAAAUGUAGUCUACAUUAUUUAUAAUUCUAAUGAAAAUUUAAAUAUGUUUUAAAACAUUUUUUUUUAUAUAGGACAUGGAAUCUGUGAAGAAGAAACACGUAUAUGUGUUUGUGAAGCAUUUUGGAUGCAUAAUUUGUAUAGAACUUUAUUUGGAGAUGGGGAAUCAAACUGUGGUAAAUCAAAUUGUAUAAUUUACAUUAUUUUUUACUAUGUAGAUUCUUUUAGACUCUAAGGCUGGGUUGCAUAAAUUUUUAUUAGCGAUUUACAGAGCCUCACUACCAGCUUAUUAAAAAAAAAUUGGGUGUUGCUUGAACGCUCGUUAUCAUUAACAGGUCUGUAAUUUCUUGGCUAUUUACAGGUUCAAUUUUUUGUCUGUAACUUUUACAGAUAUCAUAGGUAGGUUCGUUAAUAGGGUCUCGAUGUUUAUGCACUUAUAUAACUGCAAUAUGUAUGCAUUUAUGCACUAAAAAAUUACCAAAUAUGCAUUGAAAAUCAUAAAAUAUGCAUUUUUAGUUUAAGAAAAAAAAAACACCAACACAUGCACAAAAAAAAAUGUAUUUUACCUUAAGUUUAAUUUUGUAUACUGGUUUAAUUUGUUCAAAUUGUAUGCUUUUUUUUUUUGCUUUAUAUUUCAUUAUUAAUUAAAAUUAUUUUUAAAAAAGUUCAAAAAUGUACUGGAAUAUGCAUUUAAAAUUCAAAACCAUAAAAUAUGUAAAGUAAAAAAAGUAGUAUUUAAUUCUGUAAAAUAUGAAUCAAAUUUGUAUCCAGGUCAGCAUUGAAUUGGAUAAAUAGAAAAAAAUAUGAAAUUUCAUAAACAUCCGAACCCUAAUAAUAAGAAUUAUAAUUUCUUUCUAAAAGUAUUCCAUUUCUAGUUUUUGGAUUAUUACUAUUGUACAGCUUGGUUAUUUCUUCCAGAGACUGGUUUUUUUUUUUUUUUUUUUUGACAUUAACAAAAUCAGUCUAAAAGGCAUAUUAAUUUUUACCUUGCUUAGCAUAUUUUUAUUAAUAAUUAAGUUAACCAGUCAAACAAAUACCUUAAUAUUUUAAUAUUAUGUGGAAUUAUCAAUUCCAUUAAUGUUAUUUUUUUGUCGUUGAGUAAAGUUUUUCUGACUUACCCUUUUGGCACCAUCAUCAAAGAUCAAACAAAUAUUAUAAUGUACAUUGUGGUUCGAUUAUUAUUUUCAAAUAUUUAUUUAUUAUUAAUUAUUGACACUCAAUAAUGUAAUUGUUAAUCAUUAUGGUAAAAUAAAAUGUAAUAUAAUUUAUUUGUUAACCAUGGUUAUCAAUAAAAUACAAAUCUUUUAUGCAACUCAUAUUUUUUUUUUACAUACCACUAAAAUGUUACAGGCUUGUUAGUAAAGUUACAGAUUGAUCUUUAUGCAACCCACCCUAAAUAAAUAAUGUAAACGUGUCUAAAUUUAAUUUGUAAUAUUUUUAUUUAAAACUAUAUAUUUAUUUUUUACUGAUUAAUAUUCCAUUUAUAUCAAUAAUGACUUAUUAUAAUUAACUAAUGAUAUAUUUUUAGUUGCUAAUUAGUAAUAUUAUAAUUUGUUAUAAAAAAAAAUACCUAUGCUAAUUUAUGUGUUAAUUAUAAAAUUUAUAUUUUAUUAUACAGAAUGGAGUAUUUUAUAUGUGGUCAUCAUAUUAGUAGCAAUGUUUGUAACUACAGUAUUUUGUUUUUGGAGUAUUGCUUGUUUUUGCAAUCGUAUAUGCACAACUAAACAAAAAAUCAAAAAAUAUAAGUUGGUUGGGGUUGAUGACGAUAGCCAUUCAAUGAAAAGUGAGAUUCAUUAUUUAUUGUUAAUAUUUUUAUUGAUAAUUUUAUUAAAUAUUUAGGUUCUAUGUCACACUUGGAAUUAUCUGACACAGAUUCUGAUUCAGACGUGUUGUUAGAUGUCAGAAAAGCUAAAAUGAAUCAAAACAGCAUGUCAAACAAAUUUUUGAAUGCUUCACGCUACAAGAAAAACAAGAAAAUUAAUGCUUGAUCUAUUGGAGAGCAUAUAAACAUUUACAACAAACAACAGUCCAUCAUAAGCCUCACAUUAAUUGCACUAAGAGCUUUAUUAUUAGAGAGAAAAAUGAACGAUUUUUAUAAUCUGUUUCUAAGCAUAAACGGACAGAAUAUUCGAUACAAUAUUUAAGUUAUGAAAAAUGCUUGUUGAUGAACUAAAUAUAUUUUACACUUAAAUUAUAUUAUUCUAAUAUUAUAUUCUGAACAAAAGCUUUAUAGAAAAUUUUGAUGUAUUGUUGUCUAGUCAUGCUUAAUUUGUUUAAUUGCAAACUAUGUUGUGACAAAGAGUAACACGAUUUUCACAAUUAUUAGCUUUAGUGUUUUUAUUUUUAUUAUAAAUAUUAAAUAAUUAUUCCUAUAGGUACCAAAAGAAGUUAAAUAACAAAUAUUAAUUUUCAAUUACAAUUAUGAGCGAAGAGGAAAAAAAAGAACAAUUAAUAUUAAUCCAAUAGGUAUACCUAUUAAUAAUUGUAUUCAUUAAAAAUAAAUUGUUAGGUAUAUAAUAAACAUCAGUGUCAAUUAUAAAAUCCUUUAUUUAUUAUUUUGAAUGACCUAAUUUUAUACUAACAUGAAAUAUUUUGUAAGAUUUACUACUUGUGAAAUUGUAAUAUAUUUUUGUAAUUUACAAUUUAAUGAAGAAACCAAGAUUGUUAAAACUACACAAUAAUUUUUCCAACAAAAC